UGCAGCGAUCCGCGAACCAUGCUGACGAAUCGAGCGUACCGAAUCCUUACCUACCUGUUCGGUAGCAUAAACAUAUUUUUCGUACUGGUCAUACUGAGCAUGGGCGCCGAGCAGCUGUUAAUCGACUGGCGAUCAGCGAUCUACGAGCUUGUGAUACCGUGUGCCUUAAACAUCCUCUUCGCAAUGUGCUGGAUCAUUGGAGCGGGUCUGUGGCGUCCGGCCCUAAUUGCCAUGUUCAAAUACUUCUCCUACGUGCAGAUGUCGCUGCUCGCCGCCGUCAUUCUGUAUUCGGCGUACUAUACCUACGCCAAAGGACUGACCUCCAAUCUGCUUACCGUGAUGUCACUGCUGACUUCAUUAUUUUUCCUCUGCCUGAUGGAAGUCCUUAUAGCGAUCGGAACGGAACGCGCCAUUGCGAAGGAACGGAACGUUUUGCGGCUCGUCAACACCGGCCAGGAAAUGUCCGACUGGAGUCAUACGUAGU
Messenger RNA from Anopheles maculipalpis, 484 nucleotides. RefSeq lists its product as uncharacterized. The coding region runs from base 19 to 483 and encodes 154 amino acids. The transcript is spliced from 3 exons. The record is from RefSeq and is a predicted model, not a curated record. NCBI's taxonomy places the organism in Eukaryota, Metazoa, Arthropoda, Insecta, Diptera, Culicidae.